Messenger RNA from Malania oleifera, 1910 nucleotides. RefSeq lists its product as uncharacterized. The transcript is spliced from 11 exons. Gene Ontology annotation, biological process: carotene biosynthetic process; ubiquinone biosynthetic process; xanthophyll biosynthetic process. Gene Ontology annotation, molecular function: FAD binding; 2-octaprenyl-6-methoxyphenol hydroxylase activity; oxidoreductase activity, acting on paired donors, with incorporation or reduction of molecular oxygen, NAD(P)H as one donor, and incorporation of one atom of oxygen. The coding region runs from base 117 to 1640 and encodes 507 amino acids. Gene Ontology annotation, cellular component: mitochondrion. NCBI's taxonomy places the organism in Eukaryota, Viridiplantae, Streptophyta, Magnoliopsida, Santalales, Ximeniaceae. The record is from RefSeq and is a predicted model, not a curated record.
AAUUAUUUAAAAUUAAAGAUAAAACGGGGGAAACUCUAACUUAGUGGCACUCUCUCUCUCUCUCUCUCUCGAUUUCAGAAUCAGGUACUCAGCUCCUGCUUCGAACAAACCCAAGAAUGAAUAGGGUGAUCGCAAGAAAACUUGCUUUGAAUAUUUACGGACUGAAGGUUCCGCAGAAGACUUUUUGUACUGGUGUAGCUGCCGAAGUAUCUACUUCUACUUGUGGUGAACCAAACAGUGGGCAUGAGGAGAAGCAUGGUUUAACAAAUAAGUUUAACCAAUAUGACAUUGCUAUCAUUGGAGGAGGCAUGGUUGGCAUGGCCCUGGCUUGUUCCUUGGCAAGCAUGCCUUUGACAAAAAAGUUGAAUGUUGCCAUUGUUGAUAGUAAUCCUGCUCUUGGGUGUAUGGGCAGCAUUAUGAAAGAUGAUCCCCCUGAUCCCAGGGUCAGUACGAUCACUCCUGCAACUAUUUCUUUUUUCAAAGAUAUUGGUGCAUGGAAAUAUGUUCAACAGCAUCGGCAUACAUAUUUUCAGGAGAUGCAGGUUUGGGAUUAUACUGGGUUAGGAUACACACGAUACAAUGCUAGAGAUGCGGAUAAAGAUGUGUUAGGGUGUGUUGUGGAGAAUAGGGUGCUUCAUAGUUCUCUGUUUUCAUGUAUACAGAACACAGAUUUCCAGAAGACAAUCUACCCUUCAAGAUUAACGUCAAUGACUUCACGUCCAAGCUCUUUACCCACAAAUAUAAGCAGCACAUCAAGGACAGCAUUGAACAAUUGUGGACAUUUAGCUGAGCUGGAACUCAGUGAUGGCAGUAACUUAUAUGCGAAGCUGGUGGUUGGGGCUGAUGGGGCCAAGUCACGUGUCAGGGAAUUAGCAGGAUUCCAAACAACUGGAUGGAACUACUCGCAGAAUGCAAUCAUAUGUACAGUAGAACAUGCUGUGGAAAACAGGGGUGCAUGGCAGCGAUUUCUACCCGCUGGUCCAAUUGCACUUUUGCCGUUGGGUGAUAGAUAUAGUAAUAUAGUUUGGACUAUGAAUCCAAAAGAGGGAUCUGAAUUUAAAUUGAUGAAUGAUGACGAUUUUGUGAAGGCUGUAAACCAUGCUUUGGAUUAUGGAUAUGGCCCUCAUCCCCAGUCAAGCCUCUUGGGUAGUGGAGGCAUGUUCUCAUGGUUUAGAGCUGAUUCAACCUCAGCAGCUAAUGAGUACUUUGAAAUUCCACCAGAAGUGGUCAAGUUGUUACCGGGAAGGAUGGUAUUUCCUUUGUCUUUAAAGCAUGCUAAAAGUUAUGCGUCAAAGCGUGUUGUUCUAAUUGGUGAUGCAGCACAUACUGUUCAUCCUUUGGCUGGUCAAGGAGUCAAUUUGGGGUUUGGAGAUGCAUUAGCUCUUUCAAGAGUCAUUGCAGAUGGUAUUGCCCUAGGCACGGAUAUUGGGGAGAUUUCUUUGUUGAGGAAAUUUGAAGCAGAGAGGAAACCGGCAAAUAUUAUGAUGAUGGCAAUCUUGGAUGGGUUUCAGAAGGCAUAUGCUGUUGAUUUUGGACCUCUAAAUUUGUUACGAGCUGCUGCACUCCACGGGGCACACCAUAUCUCACCAUUAAAAAGGAAUAUCAUUUCAUAUGCUUCAGACAGUAGGAUAAGUCAAUAGACAAUAUUCUACUAGGUUCAGCUCAUCUCCAGCCGCCCCUGAAUUAUGGUUGGAGCAAGCAUGACUGCAGCAAGAAAGGCAAAUGAAAUAGAAGUUGUAUUGAGAUAUAAUGUUUUCUUCUGAAAGAAAAUGUAUUGUGAUUGUGAAGCAAAUGAUAUAUUAAUCCAUAGCAUCUUAAUUCUCAAAAUUUACAAAUGGAAGUGCAUCUUCCUCUCCUGUUCUGUAAUUUUUGCAUUGUAAAUUAUUAUAAUUCAUGUACAAUUUCUAUAA